Messenger RNA from Saprolegnia diclina VS20, 1100 nucleotides. RefSeq lists its product as hypothetical. The record is from RefSeq and is a predicted model, not a curated record. The transcript is spliced from 4 exons. The coding region runs from base 1 to 1047 and encodes 348 amino acids. Lineage: Eukaryota; Oomycota; Saprolegniomycetes; Saprolegniales; Saprolegniaceae.
AUGCAAAGCGGUGACCCGAAGGACGCUACCAACCCGGCAAAGACCAAGCUGCGCCUCUACAACCGGUUCAAGCAGCGCGAGCACCGGUCGCUGCUCCGCUCCGAGACUUCGUACCUCCAACAAGCCAUAGCCACGCUCCACGCGCAGCUCCGCCAACUGCAGGCGCGGCCAUCGACGUCCGCACUCUCGUGGCGAGACGUCGCCGCCGGGCUGCAGGCCGCCACCGCCGCGAGCCUCGACGAGCAAGCCGAUCUCCAAGAGUUGCAGCGGCGGCAGCAGCACUUUCUCACAGCUAUGACCCAUUGGGUCGCAGGCCACAGCGUUCAGCGUGGGCUCUCGACGCAGUCUACGUGGCGUGACUUGUCCGUCUUGGCCGACCCCGCGACCCGAUUUGCGAGUCUCGACUGGGUCAGUAAGAACCUGUAUUACAACACGGACGCGGUCUUUGCCACGUUUGGCCUCUGCGGGCCGACCGCCAACAUGCGCGACCAGCGCGCGUUCAAGUACGAGGUGCUAGAGACGGGCACGAUCCAGCUCACGUGGCACUACCAUCUCUUCGUGGACAAGCCUCUCGAUGACGUUGCGCCGCGCGUCAAGGCGCUCUUCUGGGCCCCGCGCAUGGAAGGCCGCUUCACGCUCGAGCCGCCACCUGGCGUUGCUGUGCACUGUCUGGAUGCAGAGAUGCUGGCUACUACGGCGGUCGACAUGGAGUACAAGCGAGUGCAGCGGGGCGGUCUCGAACCGCUGAACGUGUUGGCGCGCGAGUUUAGAAGCUUGAACACCCGCACGCUGGUCGGCAGCUCGAUUGCGUUCGACGAGGCGUGGCCACGCACGGCGCCUCUCCAGCGCCACUGCAAAGUCUGGGUGCUCUGCGAACGACUGUCGCCAACGCAAACACAAGUGCGUAUUUUGGCCAUGUCCAGUGACGAGGCUGCGUCGACGCUGAGGCUCUCGGACGCCGAGACGGAGCGCAUGGGCGCGCACAUAGCCAAGCUCGGGGAUGUCCUGCACGGCAACCUCGUUAAUUUGGUCGUCGCCGAUCAGUAACGCAUGUAUGUGCUAGCAUUUCUUAAGUUAUAUUCUCUCAUGCUUCUUCGUCA